Messenger RNA from Calypte anna (Anna's hummingbird), 374 nucleotides. RefSeq names its product short transmembrane mitochondrial protein 1. The coding region runs from base 16 to 165 and encodes 49 amino acids. The record is from RefSeq and is a predicted model, not a curated record. The transcript has a single exon. Lineage: Eukaryota; Metazoa; Chordata; Aves; Apodiformes; Trochilidae.
AGGCAGGAGGCUGCCAUGCUGCAGUUCUGGCUUGGUUUUACUCUUGGCAAUGUGGUUGGGAUGUAUCUGGCUCAGAACUAUGAUAUUCCUAAUAUUGCAAAGAAGCUCGAAGAGUUUAAGAAGGAUGUGGAAGCUAAGAAGAAACCUCCCAGUGACAAGUCCUAACAGAGCAACGUUUCCCAGGUCACCUCUGUGCAUGCAUCAAGGAUGCACUUUACCUUUCAGGCAACGAAGAUCAAGUAGGGGGUUGGCAUGGGAGAUUCCUCCACUUUUAGUCUCCUAGAAAUGGAAUGUCCUUCUUUUGAAAGUACAGCCUCGAACUUUCCCUGGGACUGAUUUUCAGGGGUUUCAGAGUUUGGAUUUGCAGCUGAUAU